Messenger RNA from Manis javanica (Malayan pangolin), 2873 nucleotides. The record is from RefSeq and is a predicted model, not a curated record. NCBI's taxonomy places the organism in Eukaryota, Metazoa, Chordata, Mammalia, Pholidota, Manidae.
GGCCCUUCCGCCGGGCCGGGCGCCCUCUCCCCGGAGCCGCGGGUCCCCGCGGAGAAGCUGACAAGGUGCCCGGCCGCUUGGCGCCUGCGUCCCGCAGCUGCAGGACGGGGACUGAAAGCCCGGGGAGCUGGCCCCCCGCCCGCGCCCGUGGCCUCCCGCCCCCACCUGGACCGCGCCCCGGCCCCCGGCCCCAGCACGAGGUAGCGGGCGCAGAGAAACCCCGGAGGCGGGCGACGCUUGGUGACCUUGGGGCCGAGCCGUCCCGGGCGAGCGCCGGAUCCCAGCGGCGGCGACCCCCUAUCUGCAGGGGUACAAACGCGGCCGCUGGUCAGGUCGGUGUCGCAGACGCACCUUAGGGGCAUCGGGACGCGGUCGCGGGGAACGCGGGGCGCAGGGAGCCCCUUCCAUCGCCCCUGAACCUGGAGCCGUCAUGUGCCUUCGGCAGCGGCGGUGACUACUAGCAAAACCUGCUUCUGAAGGAUGUGGCGUGUGGGGUUUGGUGUCCGUUUUAGAGACCAGGGCCGAUCCUGCUCUUGUUUUCCCACCACUACAGAAGACAUCGUCUUCGCUCAUCCACACGUGGGCCUGCGCCUGGGGACCGCCCCUGUCCCGCUCACCACCGAAUCUGAUCCUACAACGUCACUCAUGGCGCUGUUUCACCUUUGCGGUGGGAGAAGAACUGGUUCUAGCUGAUUUUCCCUACAACCAUUUCUUAGCCCGGCCUGAGGACAACAGCUGCCUGCAGGCCAGGAGCCUGGGGAAGACGGCUCAUGGAUGGUGAAGGUUACCUCUCAGCGUUGCCAGAGAGAAGAGCCCAACGUUCCAGCUCAGAGAUGAUGCCAGGAAAUGAAGGGGACGCCCACGUUUCGGGUUGCCUGCUGUUGCCUCCCAUCGUGUUGUCUUUGGAAGACAAGUGAUAACACAGGGAAGCAGUUUUAGGAAGAGCAUUUUCACUGCAUCAAGCACACUCGAUGAAGGAUAUGGGAGACACUCUUCAGCUGGUGAGAAAUAUCAUCCCUCCUCUGUCCACCAAGAAGCACAAGGGCCAGGACGGAAGAAUAGGCAUCGUUGGAGGCUGCCAAGAGUACACUGGAGCCCCUUAUUUUGCAGCAAUCUCAGCUCUCAGAGUGGGUGCGGAUUUAUCCCAUGUGUUCUGUACCCGCGAGGCUGCACCCGUGAUCAAGUCGUACAGCCCGGAGCUGAUCGUUCACCCAGUCCUGGACAGCCCUGACGCCGUUCAUGACGUGGAGAAGUGGUUGCCCCGCCUGCAUGCGCUGGUCGUGGGACCUGGCCUAGGUAGAGACGGCGCUCUUCUUGAUAACGUCAAGGGCAUUUUAGAAGCAUCAAAGGCCAGGGACAUCCCCAUUGUCAUCGACGCAGAUGGGCUGUGGCUGAUUGCUCAGCAGCCGGCACUCAUCCAAGGUUACCAGAAGGCCAUUCUCACUCCCAACCACGCCGAGUUCAGCAGACUCUCUGACGCAGUGCUGGGAGAUGCCAUGGACAGCAGCAGCGAUCACCCCCGAGCUGAGCUGAGCCUCAGCCAGGCCCUGGGCAAUGUGACCGUGGUACACAAGGGGGAACGGGACGUGAUCUCCGAUGGCAAACAGGUGCUCGAGUGCGGCCGCGGAGGCAGUAGCCGCAGGUGUGGUGGGCAAGGAGACCUCCUGUCAGGCUCCCUGGGCGUCCUGGCGCACUGGGCCCUCCGUGCUGGACCACAGAAGACAAACGGAGGUAACAGUCCCUGUGCAGAGAGUGUGAAUGACACAAGGAGGGUCCAGGCCUGGCUCCCUUCCGGAUGCAAGCGCUGCCACCAAUCAUCUUGGGAGCAUGACCGGGUUGGACCGUGUCUGCACCCUCCUCCUCCAAGGUGCCCUCCAUACAUGACUGCACCUGCCACCUUCGCAGACAUGUGCUUCCGGCCUCACGGGCGAUCGCCUGCCCCCUCACCCAUCAGGAACGCUCGCCCUAGCGCUCUCCGACUACUCACCCCGCCUCUGCUGGGCCACACACAGCUGCCUACCCUUCCCUUCACAUGGUGCAGGUGGUGGCGGCUGGUUCUUCUGGCACCAGCUCUGGUCCUGACGCUGCCCAUGGCCAUCACCUCUUGGCACACGGAAGACACCAGAGAGCCCUGGGAUUUCCGGAGCUGUGCACCGGGGAGUCGGGGACAAAGACCAGGGAUGUAUUUGUCAUCGCCCACAGCCCUGAGCUCACUGAGUCCAGUCUCUGCAUCCCUGUUGGUCAGCAUGUCGUUAGGCACCUCCAGCGUGCCCCCACUCACGGCAGGGCUGACCCCUCCCAGGGGCCUGUCUCUACUGUGUCCCCCACCCCAAGUGAACUGUUUCCACUGGAUCAAGCUGACCCCUUCCAGCAUGUCCUGUGAACCCGUGAACAAAUGCCCAGUCCUCAAUACAACCUCUCAACUUCCCCGGCCGGCACCCCUCCCCUGGCAGGCACCCCUUCCCCGGCCACCUGCCAAGUGUUCCUUAACAUCAGAAUCACCAGCUACCACGAGAACAUGCCCCUCAGGGGCCUCUCUUGUCUCCUCUGCCAAGACCCCCCUGGCUCUCCCUUCAUGCAUCAGCCCCUUCCUAAUGCCUGAGAUCCCAUGUGGCCUCACCUCCUCCAAUAAGUCAUUUCGGAAUUCCAGGGAGCCUAGAGGCAUCUGCGACCUUGGCUUACAAAUAAACCAUGUUCCAUACAGAGCAUCUGUCUGUGGGUCCUUCUGCCUCACCAGACACACACUGUGCAAGGUGGGAAGUGACGUCCUUGGCUGGGCUGCCACGAAGCCAGGCGAGGAAGGGCCAGCUGUGGACCGAAGUCGAGCCUACUGUGAGGGAGCAAGGCACCCAGACUGAGCGCCCAACGCGAUG